GACACAGUGGGAGGAGAGCACAACAGAUACAACCAGGAGCUGCUGACAAGAGUCCUCCAGUGGUCAGAGAGGGAGCAUCAUGUCUUCUCUCGGAGUGGUGAGCCUGUUGGUGUUGCUGCUCGUAGCAGCCUCAUCUGGGCGACAGGGCGUCGGUCCUGGCGAGCAGGACUGGGGCUACAUAGACGUUCGUGAUGGGGCGCACAUGUUCUACUGGCUGUACUACACCACCGCCACGUCCGACUAUGCCACGCGCCCGCUCGUCAUCUGGCUGCAAGGAGGGCCCGGAGCCUCUGGCACAGGGUACGGAAACUUCGAGGAGCUCGGCAUUGUUGACGCAAACCUCAACGUCCGGAACUCGUCUUGGGUUCACAAGGUGAAUGUAUUGUUUAUAGAUAAUCCUGUGGGAACAGGAUUCAGUUAUGUGGACAAUUACUCCUUAUAUACAACUACAAAUGCAGAAAUUGCUGCUGAUUUAAUUACUUUCAUUAAAGCAUUUCUGGAACAGUACCCAACUUUUCAAACUGUUCCACUCUACAUAUUCAGUGAAUCAUAUGGUGGGAAAAUGGCAGCAGAGUUUGCCCUUGAACUUUACAAGGCAAUACAAGCUGGAGAAGUGACAGUUCCACUUAAAGGAGUUGCUAUGGGAGAUUCUUGGAUUUCUCCCAUAGAUUCAGUACUCACCUGGGCACCAUUUCUUCUGCAAACAGGAAUGGUAGAUAGCGAAGGUUAUGCUCAAAUUGAUCGGUAUGCUCAGUUAACAAAGAAUGCUAUCAAUGCUGGAGAUUAUAGUUUGGCCACAUCAUUAUGGUCAACUACAGAAGGUAUUAUUUUAUCAGUAACAUACAAUAUAGAUUUCUACAAUAUACUGUACAAAGUGUACGGUUAUGGAAGGCACAUGGCCAAACAAGAGUUCAGAGGAUUGAAUCGUGUAAGUGAUGCAGAGCUAUACGAACUGAUGAAUGGCUAUGUGAAAAACACCUUGGGAGAUGUCAUUCCUUCUGAUGUUUACUGGGAUUCUCAGGGUUCUAAUGUUUUUAGUGCUCUAUAUGAAGAUUUCAUGAAGCCAGUAACAGAUAUCGUUGAAUCACUUCUCAAUGAGACUGACAUCUCUGUGGUAGUAUUCACUGGCAAUCUAGAUCUCAUUGUUGACACACCAGGUACACUGAAAUGGGUAGAAAAUUUAAAGUGGGCUGGUGCUCAAAGCUGGAAGGAAUCAAAUCGUUCACCCAUAACAGUUAACAGUAUCAUUGAAGGAUACUACAAGAAAUACAGCAACUUCGCAUUUUACUGGAUUACACGUUCUGGCCAUAUGGUUCCAACUGAUAAUCCUGAUGGUGCAAUUUGGCUGUUGAAAGAUGUCACUCAAUAUGAGUAAAAAUAGCCAAGGAAGAAGAAUUGCUGCAAGAUAGGUUUAAUUUUUCUUGGGUAGGCCUAAUAUGUAUUACUAGUAAUUCACAAUAAAUUUUUCACAC
Molecule: messenger RNA, 1472 nt
Organism: Schistocerca americana (American grasshopper)
Lineage: Eukaryota; Metazoa; Arthropoda; Insecta; Orthoptera; Acrididae
Product: retinoid-inducible serine carboxypeptidase-like
Exons: 9
Coding region: 80-1375 (431 amino acids)
Biological process (GO): proteolysis
Molecular function (GO): serine-type carboxypeptidase activity
Source: RefSeq, a predicted model, not a curated record